Aspergillus alliaceus is the source of this 1974-nucleotide messenger RNA. RefSeq lists its product as uncharacterized. Bases 169 to 1638 code for a protein of 489 amino acids. The transcript is spliced from 2 exons. Lineage: Eukaryota; Fungi; Ascomycota; Eurotiomycetes; Eurotiales; Aspergillaceae. The record is from RefSeq and is a predicted model, not a curated record.
CCUACUACUAACUAUUCUGCUCUACUGCUCUACUGGACUGCUCCUGAAGGUUCUCAACUUUCGAUCGGACCUUUCCAGACCACAUACUCUGGAACAUGACCAACCAAUAGUCCGGUUCGGCUUCAUCUUGCUUCCUUUUCAGAUCUUGUGCAUGAUUUACCACCGGUCAUGCGACCAUCAGUGUCUCCCUUCCAGAACGAUCAUGGCCAUUCCCGCGCCCAAUCCCCCGGUUCCAUGAAUCUUCGCCAUCGUGGCGCGGCCCGCUCUGCCACUUUUGCGGAGGGUUGUUCAUCGAAUCUUCAAACUCAACGACGCAACUCGACCUUUUCAGAUUCGGUCUCCGAAGCGCGGAAUUCCAUCCGAUCAUCUACGGACGAUCUAUUCUUCCCCCGUGUAGCCAGGGGUUCCUAUGAUACCGCAGAUGUGUCCAAUGAGGAGUCGCAUUGGCAUUCUGCGCCCCUAGGUCUCGCCCUGCUGCCUGCGAUCGCGGGGGUCUUUUUUCAGAAUGGAAGCGCAGUCGUAACUGAUGUUACUCUGCUGAUUUUGGCGGCUAUAUUUCUAAAUUGGUCCGUCAGACUACCAUGGGAUUGGUAUCGCUCCGCCCAGGCAAUCCGACAAGACAAAUUCUACGAUGCGAUCGAGAUUCCAGUAGACAUAGAAAUCGACCACGACCAAACCCACCAGGACCCAAAAGAGGACUCAAUCUCAGUUGAACCUAAGCAGGGGCAAGGACGCACAACUGAAACGGCAAGCGCGGCUAGUAGGGAAUUACAAAUCCACGAAAUCGUUGCUCUUGCUUCGUGCUUUAUCUUCCCAAUCAUCGGAACAUGGCUCUUACACACAAUCAGAUCCAAACUAUCGCGUCCCUCGGAGGGACUGGUGUCGAACUACAAUCUCACCAUAUUCCUCCUAGCGUCCGAGAUCAGGCCAUUCGCCCAUCUGUUAAAGAUGGUACAGGCGCGUACGCUCCAUCUCCAGCGCGUUGUCGCGUCGUCCGCCGAAAGCCCGAAAGAUAGAAUAGAUGCCAGCAAGAUCCUCGAUCUCUCGAAAAGACUAGAAGAACUGGAGGCUCACGUAGCGGAAAAAGCCGCAGCGCGUCUCGCGACUGAGUCCGCUAACCAGGAACAGUCCCAGCCUCAGGGACAGGAAUACACGCAGUCUCUCGUCUCACAGACGACUACAGAAGUCCGAAAAUCAGUCCAACCAGAUAUCGAUGCCUUGAACCGUGCUGUUCGGCGCUACGAGAAACGUACCGCAAUGACUUCGUUCCAGACUGACUCCAGACUCGAUGCACUAGAGACCCAGGUCCGGGAUGCCCUUUCUCUAGCCGCUGCGGCGCAGCGUUCCAUUGCACAGAAACGUCGGGGUUUCUUGUUCGUGCUCCUCGAGUGGUUCUAUGCGGUUGCUCUACUCCCUGCGCAAAUCUUCAUGUCCUUAGCUGUAUUACCGUUCCAGGUCGCGAGCCGGUGUCUUCGUUAUAUUCAAGACACAGUGUUCACAAAACCACUGCCAAACCCCGCGAAGGGCAAAGCGCCGCAAGAUAAUAAAACACGACCUCAAAAACGAUCAAAACGAGUGCCCAAUCAAGACCCAGUGGAGACAAAGGGGUUGAGACCUAUUCGCGAGUGUGCAAGAUAACGAAGUCCUGCAUUGCUUUGAACUGCGUUCGGCGGUCUCUCCUAAAUUUCCAGGUGAUACUUAGAUAUGUAUAUCUAUAUACCACAUAGCGUUGUACGGAACCUUUAAUGUUUGUUCUGUGCAUUUUUUAGUCUAUAGAUACAUAUUAAGUAACCUCAAAUACUCUCCAUCCUUUAACCGCGAAGCUUAGAAUAACCCGCACAUACUUGUACUAUAAGACAUGCAAAUGUGUCGACAAAUAUCUAGCCAACGAUAAUACAUGACUUAGGUAAUUACGACCAAAUGACCAGAUAAGUGAUGAAAGAAGAGUAUAUAGUACAACACAAUAUAAUACAU